Molecule: messenger RNA, 1344 nt
Organism: Kwoniella shivajii
Lineage: Eukaryota; Fungi; Basidiomycota; Tremellomycetes; Tremellales; Cryptococcaceae
Exons: 1
Coding region: 1-1344 (447 amino acids)
Molecular function (GO): hydrolase activity, acting on carbon-nitrogen (but not peptide) bonds
Source: RefSeq, a predicted model, not a curated record
AUGCUUACAAAACCAUCCAAAUCUGAUCCGGACCGACCGUAUACUAUUUACGCUUCGACGGUAUUCAAUUCUCGUUCUUUAGCUUUCGACAAGGAUGUUUCUAUACGCAUAGACCCCAAGAUUGGCUGCAUCAUCUCGGUAGCCUCCACGCCGCCCAAUCUGGGCUUAGUACAAGCUCCUGAUUUCGAUUUACGAGGUUAUACAAUCUUACCUGGAUUCGUUGAUUCUCACGCACAUGUACUGGUUCACGCAUUCUCUGAAACUCCGGCGAUUUAUCAAGAGAAAGAUGAAUCACUCACUGAAAGGAUUCUGAGAGCUGGAAACAAUGCUAAAGCGGGACUGAAAGCUGGUUUCACAACAUACAGAGAUUUGGGUACGGAAGGAGCUUUCAAUGCUGAUAUAGGAAUCAGAGAUGCUAUCAGUAGAGGAAUUAUACCUGGACCAAGAUUAUUCGUUGCAACAGAAGCAUUAGCAAGUACAGGUGGAUAUGAAAUUCGUCAAGAAAAUAAAAUCGGUGGUACUUUUGUGCCUAGAUUGUCUGAUCCUUGUGACGGUGUUGAUGGAGUCAAAUCUGCAGUUAGAAGAAGAAUAGGUUCAGGUGCAGAUGUGAUUAAAUUUUAUGCUGAAUACAGAAGAAGAACUUUAAGAUUUCCACAACCAACUUGGACAGGAUCGAUCCCUAUUAAAUAUCCACCAUAUUCAACAGGUAAAAUGAAUGAUAAUUUGAAUAAUCCAUUAAAUCCUCCUUCAACUUUAUUUGAUCAAGAUGAAAUGAACGCUAUUGUCAUUGAAGCGAAAAGAGCCAAAGCUCCAGUGGCCGCUCAUGCAAGCUCACCAGAAGCUGUCAUAAUGGCCUCGAACGCGGGUGUCACUUCGAUAGAACAUGGUGCUAUGCCUUUUGAUGAAUCACUAGAAGCGAUGAAGAAGAAUGAUACUAUUUUCGUACCCACCCUUUGUGUCGCUGAUUUGGAACUUGGAUCAGAUAAGGAAAAUCUGAAAAAGGUUUUGGCUCAUACUAAGAAAGCUCAUGAUAUGGGUAUUCGCCUAGCAACAGGUGGAGAUACAGGUGAAUCACCUCACGGAGAAAAUGUUAGAGAACUGGAAUUGUUCCUUGAAGCUGGUAUUCCUUUGGAACAUACACUCAGAGCGGCGACGUUGGGAGGAUGGGAAGCAUGUGGGGGUGAUUGGUGUGGAUACAGAUUCGGUUGGGUCGGUGAAGGUUGGCAAGCUGAUUUGGUCGUCCUUGAAGGUGAUCCCAGAGAGGAUAAAGGGGCUUUGAGAAGAGUGGACAUGGUUAUAAAAGAUGGAAAUGUAGUCGUAGAUCGAGGCCGGAUUGUAGAGUAG